Molecule: messenger RNA, 5833 nt
Organism: Schizosaccharomyces octosporus yFS286
Lineage: Eukaryota; Fungi; Ascomycota; Schizosaccharomycetes; Schizosaccharomycetales; Schizosaccharomycetaceae
Product: septin Spn6
Exons: 2
Coding region: 152-1291 (379 amino acids)
Biological process (GO): cytoskeleton-dependent cytokinesis
Cellular component (GO): cytosol; microtubule cytoskeleton; cell division site
Molecular function (GO): GTPase activity; GTP binding; molecular adaptor activity
Source: RefSeq, a predicted model, not a curated record
GAAUGAGACCCCUAUUUGUUUGUUUACAUAUGUGCUUCAUAUUUUCUCUUUACACAGAACUAAACUUAGCAAUUGCCAGCAAUCAUCAACUAAAACUGAAUUGACACAACAAUCAUUAUUAAUACGUUCACUGAUCGAUUAUUGAAAUAAAAUGCCGCUUGUAGAAAAACCUCAGUUGCUUUUCAAUCAAUCAAGUUUACCAACAGACAGGGAAACAUUUAUAAAAAAAGAAGAAUGUUAUUUCACAGUCAUGCUUUGUGGUAGCUCGGGAACCGGCAAAACCACUUUCUGCAAUAACUUGUUUUCUAGCUUAGUUAAGUCACCCAAGUCGGUCGAUAACUUUAGUAAAGUACACAAGCAAAAGGAAGUCCAUAUAGAGAAGACGAAAGCUAUUAUCAAAGAAGAUGACUUCCGACUUAAUCUGACAGUACUCGAUACCGUAGGCUUUGGUGAUUUUAUAAACAACAAGGAUUGCUGGGAUGUAAUAACUGAUUACCUUGAUGACCAGCAUGAGAAAUAUUUACUACAUGACCAGCAAUCAUUGAGAUUACAGAGAAAGGAUAGCCGAGUACACCUUUGUCUAUAUUUCAUUAAACCAGUUCCUUAUGGCAUGCUACCCUUAGAUGUCGUGGCGAUGAAUAAGUUAUCGAAGCACGUAAACGUUAUUCCGGUUAUCGCCAAGGCCGAUUCCUUAACCAAACCGGAAUUGGACAGCCUUAAAGGAAAGAUAAACAAGAUCUUACAAGCUCAAAACAUCACUUUAUUCUUCCCAUCUGCCAUCUACUCAGCUGACGAAAUCGCGAAAGAUCUUUCUCAAGCUUGUCCAUUUGCGAUUGUUGCAAGCAAGGAGGCUGUUAAUGACGAGAAUGAAGGUAAAAUCGGUCGUAAAUAUCCUUGGGGAACGUCAGAAAUCGAAAAUGAGGAUCAUUGCGACUUCUCAAAACUGAAGAACCUAAUUAUAAACAAUCACAUGCUCGAAUUAAUACAAUCGACAGAAAAAGUAAUUUAUGAACGCUACCGUCAGGAGCAACUAAUAAAUAGAAAAAAUGGCAUACCAAAGCUUAAGAAAGCACAUUACGAACGAUUGAAUGAGGAAAAAGCACGCAUUCAGAAGAAAGUUGAAGAAAAGUCUGUAGAACUUGAGAAUACUUUUAAGGAGAGAGAAGAGAAACUUGCAGUUGUUCGUGAUGACUUAAACAAUGAAUUAGCUGAAUACCAUGACAAAGUACGCAUUCUUGAAACUCAACUAGAUGCGCUCCGGAACUACAAGGGAAAGAAUCAAAAGAAAUAAGUGGAACAUCGGUGAAAUUUCCUAAAGGACCUUUCAACAAACAUCACCUUCUUCUGAUUCAUCAGGUUCACUAUUUACACAGUUCGUCGCUUUAAAAGCACAAUCACAAGAGUAUAACAGUAAAUUUGAGUUUUUAUCGAGUAAUCCUUUUAGUUUAUUUUUCAUACUUAUUUUCGCACUAUUUCGUUUUCGAGAGGUACCUACGCAUACAACUCUAUCGUGCCGAACAAAUGAAACGCUGUAAAAUAUAUAGCUCUCUCGUUUCAAAUUGAAAUUUUCAUCUUCUCUUGCCUCCUGUUCUUCCUCCUGUAUAACCUUGUAGUUUGAACAUCCUUGAGAGCUGAGAAGUUUAUGAAUUUUAGCCAAAACCAGAUUUUCCUUUUGUAAAUUUAAGGGAUCGCCGAGCACGUCAACCAAUAACGGUAGUAUAAAUUUAAGGCUUUCAAACGAAAAGUUAGAGUCCAAAUAGAUGGCGCAUAUAAGUGAUUCAAAAAUGUCAGCUAUGAACUUCGGAGGAUCAAUUUGAAGCCAAAAAUAGGGCACGUUGUUCAUUUUUGCUUCUUCGAUCAUAUCCUUGUACUCAUAUAUUAACCUAAACAUUUCGGAAUUGUCAUAUUCAAGAUACUUAUGCAAGCCAAGUGUGAAAGCUACGUAUGCAAGACUAUGAUUACAUACAAAGAAGGACUUAUAAUUCGUUAAUUCGCCGGCGGAUAACUCUGGAUAUCUAUAAAAGAGGUAGUGAACAACCAAAUACUCUAGAACUGCAUCACCAAGAAACUCCAGUUGUUGAUAUGAUCCAGAUAGCUCUUCUGAAGAUAGCAUUGUUGGAUGUAUAAAGGCUAAACGUAAAAGUGCAUGGUUUUUAAAAGUGUAGGGAAUAACACCUUCUAUAAGUUUUUGAUACGGGAAAACUUUAGACGAAUUUAAGCUCACGUAAAAUUCAAUGUUAAAAAAGUUAUCCCAGUCAGACCAGUUCUUCACUUCUAAUGAUCCAAGGCCUAAAUACCUACAAUACUCAAGUCCUGAAUCAACGCCUCCAUCCAAGAGGCAAGCACCGAUAGUGGAUUCAACCAAAUCUGCUAACCUUUUUUUUGAUAACAACUGAAACAAUGGAUACUUCUUUCCAUCCUUCUUUUCUCUCACAUAUCCAAAGGGACACCACUUUCGAAUUACCAUGGGUUCAGAUAAUGCAAAACGCGAUAUUUGGAUUUUUUUAGCACACAUAUACAAAUUGUAAUUGCUGAUAAUUUGCUUGCGGUGAACGUGCAAUUGAUAUUCUUGAUCAUGGGUGUAUUUUAAAAAAACAGUUAAAGAGGCAUAAAUUUUCAAAAAUGAAUCCCCCAAAAAUUCCAAACGAUCGUAAUUUUCAUCCAUGGAAGCAUUUUCAGUCGUUAAAGAUUGCAUUAUGUGAGUCAAUGAACACUUUAAACCGUGUUCACUCAUAAACUCAGACGUUAGAAAAAGGGAUUCCAUAUAAUAUAGUAUAGAAGGAAGAAGUAAGCACGACUCUUUCAAAUACUUUGACAACCCGGUAAGAUAUAUCCGAUUUAAGCGUAAAGUUGCACUCGGUUUUUUUGAAUGCAUGGAUUGCUUUUUAUUUAGUGAGUAGUUUAAUUGAGAAGGCAUUCUUUUGCAAACAGUGCUAAAUUCCUGUUGAUUCUGUUGACUGAGUGAUUCAAACGAGUACAACUCGAAGAUAUUUUCCGGAUCGCGCAUCAACAAUAAAUUUGAUUUUAGCAUAGUAACGUCUUUGACUUCUUGAGCUUCUAUAGAAAGACUACGAACCGCUGGCCAGGCAAUAAGGUCGUUCAGUGUAAGAUUAUUUACACACUCUGUAUUUAAAGGGGCUAUCCAAUAUGAUCGAUUGGAAUCAUUAGCCUUAAGUGAAGAAGCCAAACCCAGUUCCAGAAGUCGUUUGGUAGAGUACUCCAGUUCUGACUUCAGUUCAUCAUCCAUGGUAUAAGGAAUAUCUAGUACUUCUGAUUUAACAGUAACUUCAUGAAAAUUAGAGCGAAGUCGCAUAUUACUAAAUUGUGGUAUUCGCUGCGACUGAAUAAACAGCAAAGGUUGGAAUGUUUUGCCGCUACAUACAGGAAACAGCUUACAUGCAAAGAAUUGUGUGAAAUUAUUCAACCAGCAAAGAGGGAUUUUACGUUCAAAGACUUCAUCAUGCUCGAUAUCUCUUAAAGCUUUUUCUUCUUUUUCUUCCAUAUGCGCUAAUUUGUUUCGGUAAUCAAGAGGCUGUAAAUGCUUGUUAAUUAAUCCACGGUUUAUAAGCUCCAUACACAUCAAGAAAGCAGCUGAACGCUUCGCUUUCUUUGAAUUGGCAGAUGGAGAACCUUGUAUAGUAGGCAUGUUGCAGAUAAUUGGAAGAUCAACCGUAUAUAUGAACGAUCGACCUGCCGAUAUACAAGUGAAUCUGGGAUAAUAAAAAGUAAUACUGUCAGCGGGCAAUGUAUUACAAUACUGAUAUAAAAGUCCUAUGGCCAAAAACUCAACUAGCAAAGCCCCAGUUUCAUCUAUUCCAUGGCUAACAAUAUCAUUCUGUGUUCUGAUAUUACAGCCACGAGUGUGAGCAAACUCCCGAUUGGAUUCAAGGCUUUCCAGUGCGGUCGCCAAAAUGCGCUCCUCGUUUUGAAGCUUUUCAUACUGAGCUAAUUCCGCAUCGUUUGCCAAAAGCAUAAACUUUGAAUCAUGGGCUCUUGCACGGCCUUUCGACUGUACAAACUGUGUAACAGUUUGACAAGUAUUGAAACGAACUACAAGAUUACAUGUCGGAAUGUCUAUUCCUUCUUCUGCUAUGGACGUAGCAAUGAGGAUAUUGUAGACACCUCGCUUGAAGUUAUGAAUGUUCCUUCUUUGCUCACGAAAAUGCAUAGAUAAUGAUGCUAUAUCCGAAUCUCCAUGUCCAAUAAAUGGAAAAGGACGAAUAUUCUUCAGUCUUCCGGUAUCAUUUUUCAAUUUUCGUAAGAAUCUUGUAAGAGAAUAAGCCGUCACUUUUCGUUCAACGAAAAUCAUUGUUCUGUAUGUAUCAUUAUCUUUAUAAAAGUUCUCAAGAAAUUCCAGGAGUGUCAAUACUUUAGUGCUCGUGUCAUUUCCAUCUAGCUUGGGAGCUCUCAACCCAGAAAACAGUUUUAAUUGCUCUUGCGACCAUGCCUCCACUUGAGAUAUAAAACUAUUGAUGCAUGUAUUGUCCUCAAUCGAUAGCUUUCCAUCAAAAUUCUUUCUUGAUUGUUUUCUUAGUAGUUCUUCAACUAGAAACUGCCAAAUCUGUUCACCAAACCAAACACCUAAUUCCAUAAUCUCACUUUGGGCAGCUUUACACGCCCUCAUCACAUACUUACAGCCUGAAAAAACUGUUUCACACAUGCAUAUGAUUGGGUUUUUUGAUGCAUCGAUUUCUAGAUUUUUGUAAGUGACAACAAAUUCUUUUGUCAUAGGGAUAUGCUGAGAAAGACGAUUAUUUGACACAACGUAAGCUUUGGCAUCAAAUAAUUCCUCCCACUCAAAAAUUCUUUUCAAAGGAUUUCGUGCUUUCCCGGUGUACGGUGAAGCUGUCAUACCAAAUAUGCUCGGAAGACUCUUUUCGAGUAUCGUUGUCGCUUUGGCAACAUGGUAGAAGUCAAUCAAAAUACGAGCAUAUGCAUGAUUUUUUAUAGCAUGAUGGCAUUCAUCAAAUACGAGAAUGUCAAAAUCAAGAAUUGAGAGGAAGCCUCGCGCCAAGCAAAGAUAGAACAAAUCGGCCGUAAUGACAAUUACUUCAUAAUUCAUCUUUACAUCGUAAAAAAUUUCUUCGCACAUUUUUAGAGAAAUCUCCCCGUAUAACAUACCUAUGCGAAACGGAAGCUGUGAUUUCAAAUAAUCAGCUUGUUGUAUGACCAAUGGAACCGUAUUAACAAGAAAUACUGAUAAACGCUUUUGUUGUUUAUUUCCUUCUAGCAAUUGCUUUUCUUGUUUCUCUUUAAUUAACUUCACGGCUAGCAAUGUUUUACCGGCUCCAGUUGCCAUGACUAGUAAAGUAUUUUGCUGCUUCGCAACAUCAAAGAUAUCUCGCUGAUAUUCUCUUAAAAGUUGAAAAGAGUUUACUUCUUUCAUUGUUACGGAUUUACUGUGAUGAAGGCCAUGUAUAUCGUGCAAUGAUAAAUCAUCAAUUUUAGAGGAAUUGACACCCUUUUUUUACUUAAAAAAAAUUCGAGGAAGAGCUCUUGAUAUUAACUGAAUGGAUGUCGUGUCCCUUGAUUUGAAAACGAAGUCUUAACAUGGAAAGAAUGAAAUGCACGCUUUUCUCCAAAUAAUGAUCAUAUAGUUGCAGGUGAACUUCGUGAAAAAUACCAAAGGAAAUUUUAUAAAUAAGACGUUUCUCUUUAUAUCAUCUUUUUACCUCACGAUUGUAUUUUUACAUUCAUAAAUGGAUACGGUAAAAGCGUCGUAGGAAAGCGUAAUUCCAGCUUUUGCUUGAGUCACUUUUUAUUCAUUUCAAGAGAUUUUUCCUAUGAUAUAUAAAUAUUUUGUACACUUAGUAAUACUCUGUUAGCUCAAAUU